UAUAUAUAUAUAUAUAUAAUGGCCUGGCGCUUCAAGGCUUCGAAGUACAAAAAUGCCGCGCCCAUUGUGCCAAAAGCGGAGGCAUGCGUCCGCGAAAUCAGCGUUGGCAGCUAUCAAACCUAUGGCAACAAUAUUGCCGCAUCUGGGGCAUUUAUGGCAUUCAAUUGGGAGCACACCGGUUCGAGUGUGGCCGUAUUGCCACUUGACGAUUGCGGCAGGAAGAGCAAGACAAUGCCACUGCUGCACGGCCACACGGACACGGUGACAGAUUUGAAAUUCUCACCCUUUCACGAUGGACUGUUGGCAACCGCUUCCCAAGAUUGUCUGGUAAAAAUUUGGCACAUACCCGAAAAGGGUUUGGAACAGUCGCUAUCGGAUCCGGAGGCAGUCUUCUCGCACAAGCAGCGACGUGUGGAGACAGUUGGUUUCCAUCCCACGGCCGAUGGCCUAAUGUACUCAACAGCAGCCGGUUGUGUGGCACUUUUUGAUAUUGCGGCCCAGAAGGAAAUAUUCUCAAACAAUGAGCACCCGGAAGUAAUACAAUCGGUCAGCUGGCGCGAGGAUGGCACCGUCCUGGCCACCAGUUGCAAGGAUAAAUGUUUGCGCAUCUUUGAUCCACGGGCCGCUGGAACACCGAUCCAGAUGCAAACAGAAUCGCAUCAGAGCAUUAAGGAUUCGCGCGUCGUCUGGCUCGGCAAUCAGACGCGCAUUUUAACAACCGGUUUCGAUGCGGCCCGUUUGCGUCAGGUGAUCAUACGGGAUAUACGCAACUUUAAUACGCCGGAGAAGACAUUGGAGCUGGAUUGUUCGACGGGCAUAUUGAUGCCGCUCUUCGAUCCGGAUACAAAUAUGUUAUUCCUCGCCGGCAAGGGUGAUACGACCAUCAACUAUCUGGAGAUCACCGACAAGGAUCCGUAUUUAAUUGAGGGUCUGCGGCACACCGGUGAGCAGACAAAGGGCGCCUGUUUGGUGCCAAAGCGUGCCCUCAAAGUCAUGGAGGCGGAGGUGAAUCGUGUGCUCCAGCUAACCUCCAACAUGGUCAUACCCAUCAUGUACCAGGUGCCACGCAAGACUUAUCGUGACUUUCAUGCCGAUCUAUAUCCCGAGACGAUGGGCUACAAGACAGAGCUGAUUGCCAGCGAAUGGUUGAAUGGCACCAAUCAGGCAGUGCCCAAAAUGAAUUUGGAUCCGGCGAAACGCGAACACGGCGAUGAGCCCAUUAUCAUACAUCGCGGCAAUCUGAACGAUUUCAUCAAGAACAUUGAGAACCAAAAAACCAAAAGCAAGAAUCAGAAUCUAAAUCAAUGUAAAAUCGCCGCCGCAACAUCGACCAAGCGCAACGACAACGAACACUUUGUAUUGCAAGUGCGCAAGUGCAACAACGGCGAGGAGAAGAAUGGCAAUGAAAGUAAUGCUGCCACCGCCACCAAUGAGAAGCAACGCUCGGUGCAUGCAACCACCGAGUGCAGUCUGAGCCAAAGUGAGCUAAUACGCAAAUUUGAGGCGAAAUACAAGACAGACUCGGAGAAGGAGCCGCCCUGCCAGGUGGAUGAGAAGGAAUCGCCCACCGAGCACUCGACCGGCAGCAGUGAGGAAGCCUCCUCCUCGGCGGCGCUGGACACCAAUUCGGCCAGUGGCAGUCACUCGCCGCCCAAGCCCAUGCCGCGCACUUCGCGCAAUAAUUCGCUGCCGGAGGCAACAAGCUGCGAUUCGGCUGGCGAGUGCAACACGCCACGUCCGCGUCCACGCACAACAGCAGCAGCUGCCUACAAGCCACGCCUGGGCCCGAAACCCUUUUCCAGCAACACUGGCGACGUGUCCUUUGACAAGGUGUUUGCUGUGCCCGUAGCGCCUGGAUCGCACGAGAAUAUAUCGAAUGUGGGACAGGAUAAUGGUAGUGAUCUGUCGACCACUCAAGCCAAGCCCGAUCUCAUUGUCGAAAUUGAAAUCAAGAAAAACCAUGAAGGCGAUACAAAUGUGACUGGAAAUGGCAAUGGUAAUGGUGUACAAAAGUCGUUGACCACAUCGGAGCGCCGCAAGUCUUCGGCUGACGAUGAUGAAUCAUCCGAUAAGAUAUUCGAACAGAACUCGGAGUCAUCGGAGAACUCAACGGAGGGCGAAGAUCGCACCGAUGCCGAUUUGCGACGCUUCUCCGCGGUGCGCAGCAGCAUUGCCGAGCGACGUCGCGUCUACGAGAGUCGAUCCAAAAGCCAGGUGGACGAAAAGGCUCAAUCGCCGGUGCCACUGCGUCGCGAGAGUUCCAAGGUGGAGCCGCUUAAGCCCAGCCAGCAGCUGAUGAGCAGCAACAGCAGCAAUGUUAUGCCACAGGCGGCGGCAACAGCAGCCACCGGUGGUAUUGACAGUAAACGCAUUUCGGUGCCUGAAGGCAAACUGAUGGAGGAGCAUCGACAGCAGCGUGGCAAUGGAACAACCGCGGCAGCUGGUGUUGGUCUUGGUGGUGCUGGUCUCAAGAAAUCCGCCACGGAGGCGGCAUUUAGUGCGGCAUCCACGAAACGCACCUCGACCGUAUUUGGCAAGGUGUCCAAGUUUCGGCAUUUGAAGGGCACGCCCGGCCACAAAUCGACACACAUUGAGAAUUUGCGCAACUUGAGCCGCCAGAUACCGGGCGAAUGCAAUGGCUUCCAUGCCAAUCAUGAGCGUGUCGCAGUGCCAUUGUCUGGGCCCGGCGGAAAGAUUGCCAUCUUUGAGUUAAGUCGACCGGGCCGAUUGGCGGAUGGUGUGAUUCCAUCGCUGGUGAAUGGCAGCAAUAUCAUGGACUUCCAAUGGGAUCCGUUCGAUGCCCAGCGUCUGGCCGUUGCCUGUGACGAUGGCAUUGUCAAGCUGUGGCGCAUCGAUGAGGGUGGCCUCAAUGAGCCAACGAAUGCGCCGCUGGGUGAACUGACUGCUCAUUUGGACAAGAUCUAUUUUAUACGUUUUCAUCCAUUGGCCGCCGAUGUGCUGCUCACAGCUAGCUAUGAUAUGACCAUCAAACUGUGGGAUUUACGCACCAUGACCGAAAAAUGCACACUCCACGGCCACACGGAUCAGAUAUUCGAUUUCGCUUGGAGCCCCUGCGGCAAACUGGGUGCCACCGUUUGCAAAGAUGGCAAAAUUCGCAUCUACAAUCCACGCAACGCCGAUACACCCAUUCUGGAGGGAAACGGACCAGUUGGCACCCGUGGGGCACGCAUCACUUGGGCCCUGGAGGGUCAUUACAUUGUCUGCACCGGAUUUGACAAGGUCUCGGAGCGUCAGAUUAGCGUGUAUAAUGCACAAAAAUUGACGGCGCCACUAAAUACGGCCAGUUUGGAUGUGUCGCCAUCAAUAUUGAUUCCAUACUAUGAUGAGGAUAGCUCCACGCUGUUUGUCACCGGCAAGGGCGACUCGACAAUCUAUUGCUAUGAGAUCACCGAUGAGGAACCGUACAUUUGCCCGCUGUCGCAUCAUCGCUGCUCAACGCUGCAUCAGGGACUGAGUUUCCUAACCAAGAACCACUGCGAUGUGGCCAGCGUGGAGUUCUCCAAGGCAUACAGGCUGACGAACACAACCAUUGAGCCGCUCAGCUUCACUGUGCCACGCAUUAAGAGUGAACUGUUCCAGGAUGACUUGUUUCCACCCACACGCAUCACAUGGAGCGCCACGCUGUCUGCCGAUGAUUGGUUUGACUGCAACGACAAGGCCGCUGCCAAAGUCAGCCUCAAGCCCGAGGGCAUGGAUACGCUGUCCUCCAUACAACAAGUGCCAGCGCCAGUCAAGAAACCGGAACACUCGCAAUUCGCCAGCAAAUCUGAAUAUGAGAUCAGCAAGCAACAGGAGAUUCAGAAAUCGGUUAGCGCGCGCAUGGAGUACACAACCAAGUUGGAGCAGGAUGACAUGGAGGGUGUCGAUGAGAACGAGUGGCAGGAGUAGUGCCAAGGAUGCAGCGAUGCCUCCUACACAUAAGCUCUAUAUAUUCUUAAAUAUACACAAACUCAUAGAUAAGUUUCAACUCGUAUAUAUAUAUAUAUAUACUAAUAUAUAUAUACACAAACCGAUACAGACACUCACACACACACAUACAUACAUAACACACAUACAUACAGACAAACAGACCCGGCGCAGGGCUUAUGGCUAGGCAAUUUGUGGGGCUUUUGCUCUUCAACCAUUCCCCCUCCACACACGAACCCACCCCACAGCGUGAGCAGGCUGGCUGUAAACGCUUUUUGGGCUCCAGCCAUGUAAAUAGCAAACGCGUCAUAAACUGCUCGGUGCUAGAGAGAGACAGAGAGAGAGAGAGAGAGAGAGAAGAGGCAGAUAUAGUGUGAGAGAGAAACAUAUAUUGGAUGCACUGCUUGCUAACUGGUUGUGCCAAUGUAAACCGCAGUUACUCCCACUCAACCCCCCCUCAACCCACUGCAGUUGCUCAAUAAUUUGCCAAAUUACGAUUGUUAAGGCGUAUAUACAUAUAUAUAUAUAUUUAUAUAUAUAUAUAUAUAUAUAUAUAUUGUUUGUGUUUAUUUUGUAUAAGUUCGUUCGUUCGUUUGUUUUUUUUUAAUGUAUUUUUAUUAUACAUAUUUAUGUGUAUCGUGUGCUUGUAUUUUGUUUAUUGUACACAAAUUCUGUGUUUGAUUUAAGUAGUUAGUCCAAAAUUAGUUAAGCGUAUUUUAACAUUUUCAACAAUUCAUUUAAUUUCGAGAGAGAGAGAGCGAGUUUGUGGCCAUAUAUAUUAUGAUCAUAAUGAUGAUCAGAUCAGUAACAGAAGUUAGAAAUGAGAAGAAGAAUGUUUAAUGUACAAUUGUCUAAUUGUAUAGUAUUUUUUAUUUUUUUUUGUGUUUCUUGAUGUUUUUUCUUCUUCUAUUUUAGGAGUAUUUUACCUCUCAGUAUAGUUGUCAUUUAUGCUCAUGCAGUUUGUAGCAAAGCAAAGCUCUCUAAAUUUUAUAUAUACUUUUGGUUAGUAAAUCUCUCUCGAUGGGAGCACAACCUCCUGAGCCGGGCCCAAAAACACACAGACAGACAACAAAAAGAACACACACACACACAAACAACUCCAUACAUUAUGUAUUUUAUAUCAUAUAUAGAGAACAAAACAAGAAUUCAUUUGUUUUUUGUUUUCUUUUAUUUUUUGUCAAGCACAUUUUUUUUUCACAUUCACCAAAAUGUUUUUUUUUUUUUUUGUUUUUUUGAUUAUUGGGUUUUAACAAAAACUCUUCUAGUCUUUGUCUUUAGAUACAAAACAAACUUCGUUGCUUCCUUUAAGCGAUCCAAAAAUCGUUUCAUGAUUCAUGAUACAUACAUACAUACAUACAAAAAAGGGGGGCGUCCCCCGCUCCCCUAAUUUUCGAAAGUAACAAGAACAAGAAAAACAAAAAACAAAAAAAAAACAUAGACUGUACUGAAAACUGAGACGUUUAUGCGUAAGCCAAUCAAGCGAGUAUUUUUGUUAAAUCAAGAACAACAACAAAAACAAAAACGAAACCAAGAAA
This is a messenger RNA of Drosophila grimshawi, 5462 nucleotides long. It is a transcript of the gene pod1, whose product is annotated as coronin-7. Lineage: Eukaryota; Metazoa; Arthropoda; Insecta; Diptera; Drosophilidae. Gene Ontology annotation, molecular function: protein binding. The coding region runs from base 19 to 3909 and encodes 1296 amino acids. The transcript is spliced from 14 exons. The record is from RefSeq and is a predicted model, not a curated record.